Micromonas commoda is the source of this 1508-nucleotide messenger RNA. RefSeq lists its product with no specific name. The coding region runs from base 1 to 1422 and encodes 473 amino acids. The transcript has 2 exons. The record is from RefSeq and is a predicted model, not a curated record. Lineage: Eukaryota; Viridiplantae; Chlorophyta; Mamiellophyceae; Mamiellales; Mamiellaceae.
AUGCCGCCGCCGCUUGAUGGGGUUGGAGCGGCGGGUGUGUUGAUGGUUGGGGUGAUUCCGAGGUGGAUAUACAAGGCUGCCGUCCGAACGCUCCAACUCGUACUCGCGGCCGCGCUCUUUCCCGUCCUCCGCGGUUGCUACCUCCGCGUCCGUCACUUCGGGAUGACAGCUUUGGCGUCCUUUGGGAUCAGGAUAGAGCCGUCGCGGAGGAACACUGUGCCGGGGCUGUCGCCCAAGUCGACGGUGGUGCGUGGGCGAAACCAGGCCACGCGUCGCCCGACCCUCGCCGCCACGACUGGAUCACAAGGUGCUGACGGUCCUUCGCAACUGUUCGUUCUCAUCCACGGAUUGGGCGGCACCCCCGACGACCUUCGUUGCCUCGAACGCAACCUCACCCAACGAGGUGGAACCGAUGUGCUGGUGCACAAGCCCGCGUGCAACACUCUCGUGAGAAGUUUUGAUGGCGUGCCUAACGGUGCGAGGCGAGUUGCGGACGAGAUCCGCGCGGUUGUUGCUGAGCAUCGCGCAUCCCUGAGGAGGAUCAGUCUCGUGGGAAAUUCCUUGGGGGGCAUCUACGCGAGGUACGCCGCGGCGCUGCUCUUUGACGAAGAUUCGAAAACAAUCGCGGGUUUGGAGCCCACGACGUUCCUGACGACCGCGUCCCCGCACCUGGGCGUCGGCCCUUUCGGUUACCUGGGAAUGUUCCCGAGCCCGCUGCAGACGGUUGGCGCCGCGCUCAUCGGCGAAUCGUGUUCGCAGCUGAUGCUGAGGGAUGGCUGGGGAAAUCGACGGCCGCUGCUGGCGAAGAUGGCGGACCCUAUGAACGGGAAAGAAGGGGCGCGCGGGUCCGGGGGCGGAAGCGGGGCUCGAGACGAGGCGGACGGGCUUCCGUUUGUUGAUGCGCUGGCUUCGUUCGAGCGUCGGUGCGCGUACGCAAAUGCCGUGAACGACUUUCUGGUCGCAUUCGAGACGGCAUCCAUCGAUCCAGACGCGACCAGGACGAUGAGAGAGAAACGUUCGCGUGAGGCGUCGAGCCCUGCGAGCGCGAACAUCAUCGACGCCGGGGGCUUUGGCGCUGCCGCCGGGCCGACGGGUAGUUUUCCGUUUCCGUUCACGGGGGCACCCAGGAUAGCCGACGAACGCGACCACAUCCCCACCGAUCCAGCGUCGCGCGAGCGCUCGCUCUUCGGAUCCGGAUCGGACGCAGGCGAUGGGUUGGCUCUACAGCGGAAGAUGGCGGCGGGGCUUCAGACGCUGUCGUGGCAUCACGUCGACGUCGAGUUCCCCGGAUACCUUCCGCUCGCGCACAACAAAAUCUGUGCACUGCAGCGAGAUCCGGUGAUGGAGUUUUUGUUCAAAGAUGGAGAGUUCAUCGUGGAACAUCAGGCGGAAUACCUGCUAGCGUGGGUUCGGGAGCAAUAAUCGUCGAUUUCUUUCGCUGAGUGUUAGCUGCUAGCUAGCUAGAGCUGCGGUAGUAGGACUUUGCGCAGACACUACAAAGCUUCGCU